GUGGCCGCAGAGGGACGGCGCUACGGCUCCCACGCUGGGCCAAACGCCGCCGGCCGCCGGGCGCGGGAGACCCUGUCCCUUCGGGGCGGCCCCGGGCCGGGACGCUUGAGGGUCCGGGCUGCGCCGUCGGCACCAUGCGGCCGCCCUGCUCCUGGAGUCCCGAGGGACAGGGGGCCGCGCGGCUCGGGACGCCGGCGCGGAGAGGGCAGCCGGCCCCAGCCUCCCCCGGUGCUCAGCCUCGGCCGCCCAGGCCCAGGCUCCCACGACGCCUAUGCUGACCGCCGCCGGGACUCUGCCACCGCCUCGAGCUAGCGCCGCCGCCUGGACCCGAUGCCGGUCAUGCCCAUCCCCCGGCGGGUGCGCUCCUUCCACGGCCCGCACACCACCUGCUUGCACGCCGCCUGCGGCCCGGCGCGCGCCUCCCGCCUGGCCCGCACCAAGUACAACAACUUCGACGUGUACGUCCGGGCGCGCUGGCUCUACGGCUUCAUCCGCUUCCUGCUGUACUUCAGCUGCAGCCUCUUCACGGCCGCGCUGUGGGGCGCACUGGCCGCCCUCUUCUGCCUGCAGUAUCUGGGCGUCCGCGUCCUGCUGCGCUUCCAGCUCAAGCUGUCGGCGCUGCUGCUGCUGCUGGGCCGCCGGCGCGUGGACUUCCGCCUCCUCAACGAGCUGCUGGUCUACGGCAUCCACGUGACCAUGCUGCUGGUCGGGGGCCUGGGCUGGUGCUUCAUGGUCUUCGUGGACAUGUGAGGGUGCCGCGGGCUCCUCUGGGGGCGGCUGAUGGCGACCUGGCUGUAGCUGCACCUGCGAGGGGUGCUCUUCUUGCCGGGAUCGGUCAGGGCCCCUUCUGCCCCGUCCCAGAGGAGCGACCUCCGGAGUGGAAAGAGCGGAGACUUUUCUGUGAAGGGGACGCUGGCGCCCUCGCUCCUGCUGGUCUUUGCUUCAGCCCUUCUCUGUGUGCUUUCGGUGCAGCAUCCCCCAGGCCACCUGCUUGUGGUUCCACCUGCGCUUUCCCAGCAAUUCCAGAGGGGACCCAUCGGUCCAGUCUGUACUUGGAGAGCCCGAGUCCCUGUCCCUCUCCAGGACACCGGCAUCACCAGUGUUGGUGUGAGAGGCCCCUGGGAAGGGUGUGGUAUGCUGGUGCAGACCUGGAGGGGGCUUCUCCCAGCUGCCCUGUCCCCUCCUGUGCACCCCCAGCCCCUGCGCCAGCCUUAGGGAAGCGUCAGGCUCCACCAGCUGACGCCCUGCACUGCCACCAAGCUCUUCACUCCGCCCUGGGCCACCAAGUGCUGGCUCAACCCACAGACUGUCCUCCAUAUGUUACCCUGUGAGGUGUCCUGAGUUCCAGACCGGGCUUCCGUGUCACCUGGGUUCACUUGGCAGGUUGCUAGAUCAGGAGAGGGCGUGCUGGUUCCAGGGCAUGCCUGUCUUCCUCCUGGGCAGGUCUGCUGAGAAUGUCGGCCAGAUGACAUCUCUUCAAGUGUGACUUUCUGAGGCGGGCACCUCAGUGUAUUUGGGGCUUUGGGGGUGGGGGUGGGGGUUUCAGCCUCUUCCCUGGAGAGAACGUCCAGGAUUGAGGCGUGUGUGUUGCGAGCAGAUGUCAGAGGUGGACCGAGUGCUGCGCGUAAGAAUCACCUCUUGCAGUCAUGGGCACACCAGGCUGGGCCGCCAGGUGAGGGACUCGGUGGCCCUUGCUCCUGCCUCGGCGGCUGUUACAGCAGCUGGGAGUGCAGAGCAAGGGUGAAUGUGGGCCAGGAAGGAACCAGUGGGCCAGAGUGGUUCUGAUUGCAGAGAGGACAUACCAAAGGGCUCAAGCCUCGCCCCUCCCCUCCCCCGCCUCCAUCAGAUGAGGUCAGGGUGGCCUUGGGCCUCGUAGGCAGGUGAGGGGCACUCUGAUUCAGCUGGGACAACAGCCAGAGGCAGGACUUAGGGCUUCCGACGGGCGACUUGCAGGCUCAUGCUGCUCCACCCCGAGUUGUCCCCACAGCCCCAGGCGCGGGCAGUGGCCCCUUCAGCCCGCUCUGUCCAGGCUGCCUAGUGGCCAGGGGGGCUGUCAGGGCAGUUGUGUGCCGCUGGAAGAAAAACCCAAAUCAGGUAAAGAAAGCAAAAAAUAACUUGGCUGCAAGCCAUGCUUUUUUAUCUGUAGCCAGCUUCUGUCAGGCGAUUGUCCACUCAAGGUCAGCGGUGGGCUCCUCGGAGGGAGUGGGGAGCGAGUCCGAAUUACCUGGACGGCAGGCGAGGACCCGAUCAGCGUGGACCCCACUUCUCAGCGCUGCAGAGAAUCUUUUGCACUAAGUCAUGCUGUUUCCUGAAAGCUUUGUUUCGUGUCAGUUGACUCCUGUUAACUCUGAGGCCCCCCCUCCCCAGGUGGGCAAGUGCCCAUGGGGCUGGGGGGGGUCACAGUGGUGCGGACACGCUGCUUGGUGUCCUCAGUGCCUGUGAAAUUCUUUAUGAAAUGAGCCACCUGCAUUAAACUUAUUUUUUUA
Molecule: messenger RNA, 2486 nt
Organism: Budorcas taxicolor (takin)
Lineage: Eukaryota; Metazoa; Chordata; Mammalia; Artiodactyla; Bovidae
Gene: TMEM250
Product: transmembrane protein 250
Exons: 2
Coding region: 331-750 (139 amino acids)
Source: RefSeq, a predicted model, not a curated record